AUGGAGUUCGGCCAGUUCGUCGCGAAACUGGGACGACGGGAACGAGAAGAAGGUUCGACUUGUGCGGUGUGUUUGAGGCGCAUUGAGGAAGAAGAUGAGAUCCAAGCUGUUGCCCGACCAAGAGACGAGUGGAGAGCCCAAGUGCGGCGGCGACCUGUGGCGGCGGAGAGAAUGUUUUACCUGUUCGGGGAGGACUGCGUUUUUGGAGAUUCGAUGUUUUCUAGCCCGGAGGUCUUGAACAGUUUGGUAUUAGGAUUUCUAUUAGAAAUGGUUGAGUUGCUUGACAUUGACUGUAAUGUCGUCUUUCUUUAUCGUUCCUGUAUCCCGAUGACUUAA
Thlaspi arvense is the source of this 336-nucleotide messenger RNA. The record is from the annotation of a GenBank genome assembly. Lineage: Eukaryota; Viridiplantae; Streptophyta; Magnoliopsida; Brassicales; Brassicaceae.